Messenger RNA from Polychytrium aggregatum, 3906 nucleotides. Its product is annotated as armadillo-type protein. Bases 305 to 3610 code for a protein of 1101 amino acids. The record is from RefSeq and is a predicted model, not a curated record. NCBI's taxonomy places the organism in Eukaryota, Fungi, Chytridiomycota, Chytridiomycetes, Polychytriales. Gene Ontology annotation, molecular function: nuclear export signal receptor activity. Gene Ontology annotation, biological process: protein export from nucleus. The transcript is spliced from 19 exons.
UGGACAUCCGUCGUCCUUCUCUCCGUCAGUCCAGCAAUAGCAAUAGCAAUUACAAUACCCUCUGCGUCUCCACGAACCUCAAGGGCGCCUUUAUUCCACCUCAUUUCGGCAGACAAGCAGCCAAGCCGGUCCAGCAUACCCUCCCGUCCGCCGGUUCGCCAGAUCCAAUCCUUUCCAUCCCGAUCCGCCGCUGACGAGCGCGAACCCGCCGCCAACUCCCCUCCAGAUACGGCCGGGUGCACCCUUCCAUCCCGCCACCACUCGCCCCCCCGGCCUCCAGUCCCGCAAGGAUCGCUACGAUACCAUGUCGGUCGACAUCCAGCAGCUCCAGAACCUGCUCUUUGACUACUUUGAAAACUCGCUCUGUUCGGCCACCAGAAAGAAGGAGAUAGAAAACGAGCUGAUCGUCAUCAAGGCUCUGCCCGAUGCCAUCGCCAUCUGCCAGGGCCUGCUUCCCCAGGCCAACAAGGAUUACAUCCAGUGGUACUGCCUCUCGGUGUACGAAUUCCACGUCGAGCGGUGGCAACAGCUCCCUUCGUCGACUCGGCUGGAGCUAAAGCAGUAUCUCUGGAACACCCUCAAGACCGAGAACCGGUUCUUUGCCGCCUACGUCACCAACAAAAUCAUCAAGCUUGUGGUGGAUAUCGGCAAGGUCGAAUACCCGCGCGAGUGGCCCAACUUUUUCCACGACCUGUAUACGAUCCAGAAGGACACAUGCAACUCGCUGCGGCUACGGCUGCUCAAGACCGUGGUCGAGGAGUUUGUCUCCUCCCGCGAGGAUGCCGAUUCGUCGCGCAAGAACGAACUCAAGGUGCUGAUGGGAUACCAGGUCGCAAACGUCAUCGCCAUUGCCAAGGAUACCCUGGUCGAGAUCUACGACCACUGUGUCGUCAACGCGGUGCUGCUGCCGUUUGAUGGCCCGGCCGACGAUGCUCCAAGCGCAGCCGAGUAUGGAAUCGGCCUGCUGUCUCCCUCGAAAGGCCCAGCGCAGUUGAGCCUGCCAUCUAUUGGCUCGUCCCCGACCCUGGCCCAUCUCUCGGUCGAGUCUCCCGGGUCGAUGCGCCGGAACGAGAGCCAGAUCCUGCACAAGGGCAAGAUCACGGGCGAGAACAUGAUUGCGGCCCAGACGGCCCUCGAGAUCAUCCUGCAGUCCUUUUCGUGGGUCUCGCUCGCGAAGGAAUCGGACUUUUUUGGCCCGCUCCUGGGCAUCAUCUUCAAGUUUGCCCAGCUCAACGACGAUGCCGAGGUGGCCCUCGGGACGACAGCCAUGUCGUGCCUCAACGAGCUGCUCUCGAGAGCGUUUAUUCCGACCCACUUUGUCGAGUACCUGAUGAUCAUGGCCAAGCAGGUGUGCGGGCUCUUGCGCUUUCUGAUCACGGACUCGAGCACGCCCGGCGGUCGUGCCCUCGGCGAUGUGGAUGAAAGGUACCGCGAAAAGUUCACAGACUUUCUGGUCUGCUUCGUAGCGCAGCAGAUCGGACGGGCCGAGGCUACACCCAGCUUCCCAAUGACCGAGUUCCUGCAGCUCUUGUUCGAGUUCACCUUGGUUCAGCCUUCUCCAGAGUCGUUUGUCGCUUGCAUCGGCAUCUGGGAUGGCCUGAUUGAACACCUCAUGUCAAGCAAGUCCAAGGACGGAGGCAACUCCGAGAGUAUCACAAAGUAUCAGAACGGUCUGUGCAGUCUCACACUGUCGGUGCAUCGAAAGCUGCAGUUCAUGGACAAUGCCAACGAGCUGAGGGAUAUUGAUGUCGACAUCGACCCGGGAGAGACUCAGAGCGACUGGCAAAAGUUCUCCGAGCCUUGUCUCGACAUUAUUGCCAAAUCAUGCGAGCUCUACCCCGACCAGAUAGUUCUGCAUCUGUUCACUCGGCUGAACCAGCAGUGUAACUGUGUCUUUGCAGGCGGCGCCAAUGUCCAGUACGCCCUGCGUGACCUCGAGCUCUCCUUGAUGCUCUUCAGUCGAAUUGCCCAUAUCUUUACGGGAUCCUUCCAGCAGAGACUGUCUCACGCCGGCGCAUUGAUCGAAAAGUUUCUGUCGAUCCUCGAUAUCUGUCACGAGCGCAAGUCACACGGAAGCUUAACCUCAAAGACACUCGGGACGCUGUCGAUAUAUGUCCACUGGGUCUCGGCGUUUUACAACUGUGCCCUCCAAGAGCCCAUGUACCAGCAGCAGUGUCACUCGCUGAUGCAGCAGCUGUUCACGACGUGCAUCAAGUACACAGAAAGCUCUGAUGCCGACUCGGUCAUCGCGAGUUACAAGCUGCUCGUCUCCCUCUCCUCGACCGUGCGAUACAGCAACACCCUCCAGUUUGCCUUUGUGCAGUCAUUCCUGUGCAAUCUGCACAGCCUGGCCUCGGUCUCGCCCAAUACCUCGCUGAACUCGGAAAAAAUUCGGCUGGGAUAUACUUUUGCAACUAAUGUCUUUGUGCUCCUGGGACCCGAUGCCAAGAACACGGACGCGGAGUGGAAUCAGCGCGGAUCGGGGUUUCUGCAAUUCUUUCAGUCCCUAUCGACGCUAUACCGACGAGAGCUGGGCAGUCUGAGUCAAAAUACUGGCAAUGCGCAGUCAAGGUCCGCCAUGAUAAACUGCCUGACGGCGUUCUCGUCGUGCAUGAGUGCAGUCAACUCGGAGGGCACGCCUGCAAAGAAUGUCGUCUACAGUGCCAUUCGGGAGUUUGUACCGAUCACAUUCAACCUGCUGUCGACCUUUGCAAAUGACGACGAUAUACUUCCCACGCUCCUCGACUUUACCAUCAACCUCUUUGAGUCCCACAAGAAGCAAGUCAGCAAGGAAAACAUCCACCUGAUCCACGAGACGGUGCAGCUCUUCCUGCAGCUGCUGGCAACCCAGAACCGCCUGACGCAGAUGCUCUCGAACCAAGCGGGCCAUCUGGUGCUGGACAAGUUCGUGGUGUUCCUGACGAGUCUGAUGCAGGAUCCGUCCAAGACAUUUGAGGUCUUCUUGCCGGAUCUGAUCCAGCUUUGCGUGACGGAUCUACAUCCUCGAUGCUUUCAGGAUGAGAACACCACAUCCGAGGAGCUCCGGAUUCGAUUUUACAACUUGAUCCAAGUCAUCAUCCUGAACCACUGGCGAUACUUUUUCGGGUCGAGCGUCGGCCGGAUGAUUGGCCAAGCCCACGACGGGAUCGAGCAUCCGACAGAAUUUGAUGGGCUUCUCGGGAUACUGGCACGAUCGCUUGGAACGUCCAACGUCGAGAUUUUCAAGAACAACAUGUCGAUCCUGAUUAGCUUCAAUACCAAGUGCAAUCUCUUCAGCAAGGAGUACUUCCAGCAAACCAUGCUUGUUCCAUUCGUGGAGCUCUUCUUCGAGAUCCUGCUCCAGCGGUCCGUCGACUUUCUGCGCGACGACAUUGUCUCGUGCGUAGGGCAGAUGGUGCUCACCAACCUGACGCUGUUCCAGGACAACUUCGUCGGCUAUUUCUUGGACAAGUAUGCAACAGGACAGCUGACCCAGGCACAGACCGAGCGGCUGCGGAAUUAUUUGGUAGCAAUCAAGGAUACCCAGUCGUGGACGGAGAACAUCAACCAGUUCAUCAACGACUUCCACUAUUACAGUGUGUUCAGACAGAAACAGGACGCUCCCGUCUGAAAAUGGGGAUCCCAGAUGCCCAGACGCCCAGAUGAUGCAUGGAGUGCAGCAACACAUGCCCGCAAAUCAUAUGUGCCGUGGCAGUGGUGUCUUGGAGAGCGUUGUGCGUGGCCAUGCCCAUGCCCAUGGUGUCAGGCGAAGGUAGAUGAACGCCAUAAAUACGCUGGUUGCUGAGCAGAACUGCGAUUGCGGUGCACACGGCCAUGUGGAAAUGGACCAAGCGGGUGCCCAUCCCGGUGCGCCAAGACCGCAGCUGUGGCGUACGUCGGUGCUGGCGCACAGGAUGCACAGGUGGA